This is a messenger RNA of Protopolystoma xenopodis, 441 nucleotides long. The record is from the annotation of a GenBank genome assembly. Lineage: Eukaryota; Metazoa; Platyhelminthes; Monogenea; Polystomatidea; Polystomatidae.
AUGGAUUUUGAGGUGCACCCCUCGGUUCAUGAGGCUCGAGAUCGUAUCUGCCAGAUGAUUGAACUGACGGACAUACUUGACGGUUUCACAGAUGUCGAAAUGAUGGACACCUCCCAAGGCUUUCGCUGUGAGGGUUGUAGAACAGUAUCGGUAGUCAGCAAGAAAAUUGACCUCUGGAGUUUGCCACCAAUUCUGAUAUUUCAUCUAAAGCGCUUUCAGUACUUGGGCGGAAGAUGGCAGAAGUCAAAGAAACCGGUGAACUACCCUUUGUUUGGGCUAGAUCUUUCUAGAUUCCUCAACAAUCCCACAAACCCAUGUUGCUCGAUCUCGUCAUCCCUCAGUGAGUUUGUGCUGGUUAUUAAUAUUUCACUUAUAGCCCAUUAUCCCUAUCAACGCACGUUCGGGCUUACGCAAUCCCAGUCAUUCUUUUUCCUAGUAUGA